UUAGUCGGUCUCUUGCGUGUGUCAGCAGUACCGAGGUGGGUCUCAUCAUGUCCGCCAGCUCCCUCCAUCUGCUGCUGCUGCUGCUGGUCCCUCACCGACAUCAGCUCCUACAAGGUGCUCCGCUCCUGGUCUUCCUGGUCGACGGGUUCCGGUAUGACUACAUCAGCGAUUUGACCGGAUUACCGGGAUUCCGAGAGUUGGUGGAGAGGGGGGUUAAAGUGGAUUAUGUAACCCCGGAUUUCCCGAGUCUGUCCUACCCCAACUACUACUCUUUGAUGACAGGCCGUCACUGUGACAUCCAUCAAAUGACUGGAAACUACAUGUGGGAUGAAGUCUCAGAGAAGGAAUUUCUGAUUGGGACCAAUCCUGACAGUCGAUUACCUCUGUGGUGGGAGGGAUCUGAGCCACUUUGGGUCACCCUGCAGAAGCUGGGAAGGAAUGUUUUCAUGUACUACUGGCCAGGCUGUGAGGUGGAAAUUCUGGGUGUUCGACCAACGAUCUGUAAGGAAUAUGUAUACAACCCAUCAGAGGAAGAUCUCAUACAGUCCUUUAAUGAUUCUCUUAAUGUCCUGAGCUCAGGCCUAGCAGAUAUGGCAGCUGUGUAUUUUGAGAAAAUAGAUGUGGAAGGGCAUCACUUUGGUCCAGACUCCCAUCAGGUCCGAGCAGCUGUGAAACAUCUGGAUCUAGCCCUACAGACACUCAACAGAAAAAUCAAAGACACCAAUAUGGAGAAACGGCUAAAUGUGAUGUUAUUUUCAGACCAUGGUAUGACAAAGAUCAAGUGGAUGGAGAAGGUCAUAGAGCUGGACAAGUAUAUUCACAUGUCAGACAUAGUGAAGAUGAUGGACAGAGGACCGGUGGUCAGUCUUUGGACCAAAAAUAACACUUACCAAAAGGUGUACGCUGCGCUGAGUCAGGUCCCUAACAUGAAGGUCUACGGUCGACAGGACAUCCCCAAACGCUUCCAUUAUAGGAAUGGGAAGUUUGUCUCCCAUCUGACGCUGGUGGCUGAGCCGGGAUGGUUCAUCGCUGAGAACAAGGAAAAACUUCCCUUCUGGAAAAAUGACUCUGGGCCACCUUCGGCAUGGCAGAAUGGCUGGCAUGGAUACGACAAUCAGUUUGUUGACAUGAGAGGCUUUUUUUUGGCAGCAGGACCCGAUUUCAAGCAGAACGUUCGAGCAGCUCCGAUUCAAGCAGUGGAUAUCUAUAACCUGAUGUGCUGGACGCUCAGAGUGGAUCCUUUACCUAAUAAUGGCUCGUGGUCUCGAGUGGAGUUCCUACUGAACAGCUCAGACGAUCUGUUCCAGACGAGGAAACUCUGGACCCGCUUUUUCUGCUUGUUGGGAUUUUUACUAUCAUACAUGAAGGUUUAGCGUAACAUGAUACCAACAGGCAGGGAAAUAAACUGAACCUAAAAAAUUACAUUUUCACAUUUUAAAAUCCUAAAUAAAAAGAUUAAUUUAAAGGUACAGUAAGCUAGAAGUUUACAUUAAGAUAAUCGUAAAACGGUCUAAUAUCUCCAUCAUGUUGGAAGGAAGGUUAUGCUGAAACAGGUUUCCUUCUCAGCUGUUUAGGGAGUGGUCAGUUUUUCUCCUUUUAAAAAGGCCAAAGAGGGACAACGGCCCAAUCCUGAUACUUGCACCCUCGCGCCCUUCAUUUGCACGUUCCCGGCCAGGGGUGCGAGUGCGUAGGGUGUCCCAAUUCUGACCACGCCCCCAUUGCACCCUUAAUCUGCACUUCACCCAAGUCCGUAGCGAUGCGGAGCUCGGACAAGGGUAUUACCCACAAGUCAUUGCUGCAGGAGAAAAGGCUCAAGUUCCAUUUCUGAAAAUGUGUUUUCUAAUCAAAUUUGUACAUUUUAGGACGAUUGGUUGGUGCGCUGAAUGUUUUAGACAAAGCAGCAAUUAAGUUAAAUUUAUUUCAAAUAAUUGCUUUAUUGUUUGUUUGAAAGUUGUUAAAGGUUUUUGAAAAAAGUUUCACAGCAACAAGCAUCACGGCAUGCGUUGCGAUCGAUGACGCAAUGCUCCCUGUCUCAAUUCUGCAAUUAUUUGCACACUUGUGUACUACGCACUCAAACCCUACUGCUCACUUUCUUUAAGCGCACUUUGCUGAAGACCGCAGGACGCAGUGCGAGUAUUGAGAUUGGGCCAUAGGCACAGUUUACUCUCUGUUCCACUUCCAUAUUUCCUGGUUCUACAGCCAAUCAUAUGUGAGCCUGUAAGGUUGCAGAAACUGAGCCAAAAACACUGUUGUGCCGAUGUUUGUAAUUUGACACCAGCUGACGCAAAGCAGCAGAUUUCUAGAGGUAAAGCCAGUGAACCAGAGCAACCCAGAUGUUGUUUCUUGUACCCCUAAGAAGCAUCGUUUUACUAUCAGGUGAAAAGGGCUACAGGCUAAUGCAGAGCUAACAAUGCUAACGGUGAAUCAGAAACAAGUAGCUGGCUCUAAAAAUAUCUACAACUUGAUAUUACAAAGAAAUUUAUUUAUCUCACCUCACUGUGUAUGACUCGUCUUCACUCAUCAUCUAGAAUCUUCUGGUCCAGGGGCCUCAUUUAUCAAGCUUGCUUACGCACAAAACGGGGUCGGGAAAACUGCGUAAGAAACUUUCCACGCAAACUUUGAGAUUUAUGAAAGAAAACAGCGGAAAAAUGUGCGCAACUUUAAGUUGACUAAGGACCUGGCUUACGCACAUGUUGGACAUGGAGAGCACCUGCAGUGCUGCUGCUGAGAAGAUACAAUUAUGAAUUCCUGCAGCAUUAUCACUUGUACCGCUUCGUUUUCACACAGAACAAGACCCCCCACACACACCCACACGUGCGCACUCACACACGCGUGCACACACACGCACACACACACACAGCCUGAAGUGCAGAAUACAGAAUGCUGAAUAUCAGCAGGGGGACAGAUUGAGACAGAAUGUCAUGCGUCUGUGACAGUGUGUGUCCUGUCACUGUGACCCGAUUGAUGAUCCGCCCUGGCUACUUAGAAAAGGGAGAUCUCCAUUUGGGUGACUGAUUGGUGUGUGACUUUCACUCAGGAGUCUGGGGAUCGAAUCCCAAUUGGACCAUUUUUUAAUAUCCGCCACAGAUCUCUCUGAAGAAUUCACAACAUUGACGACUUAAGCAACGCUGUGCCACUCUGUGGAUUUUCAUUAUUUGUUUUGCAAAAGCAUUUCCUUUCAUUUCUCCACUUCACCCACAAGUACCUCAACUUCUGCAUCUGUGAAAUUGCGCUUCCUUGAUCUGCCUUGAUCUAUGGUCGCCAUUGUCAUUGGCGGAGCGCUGCAACAGCCAGCUUAUGUAUAUGCAUGAGGUCCACAAGGCACUUUGCAUUGACUAUUUAUGGCAGUAAGUGGGCGUGGUGAGGGCAGGACGUGACUAAAAAGCAGCUGAGAACCUUUCUAGAUAGUUUCCAAUUAAUGAAGCGGAGAUUGCGUGCAGCUGUGCGUACUCCAUGUUUGAAAGAUCACAAACCUACUUGGCGUAAAUAUAUAUUUUUUGCUGAGCUUAAGUACGGUUUUAGUAAGGAUUCUACGCAAUGUUUGAUAAAUGAGACCCCUGAUCCGUAUCUGGCGACAACCAUGAAACUCACGGAUGGGAGGAGAGUUCUUUAGAGUGGACACGUUUGUAUUGAUACAUGGACUGCAGUACCCACAUUUGACCAUAGGAUGUAAUUCUUACUUUAAGCACCUUUAAAUAGUAAUAAUAACCCAUUUACUUUCAUAUCUAGACAAGUUUUCUGUCUUAAUUAUUGAGACAAUAAAUUUUGACAUUAUGAAGAUAAUAAUAAUUAUGUAAAAAGUAUCAUAUUAGUAUUAUUGUUUAGCUUUUUAUUCAAUUCCAUAACUUUUUUGAUUUGUCUUUUUGUUUUUAACCAUGUUAAUUUGAAACCACACACUAGUAAGACUGGUAUGGGCUUCAGAGAGUGGGUUAAACCAACAGUGGCUGAUAGGGCCUUCAUAUUAAAUAUCAUGUCCAAGGAAGUAAAUCUCUAAUACUUUAGAUGGGGUUGUUUUAUUUUUAGUACUCAUAUCUUAGCACUUCAAAUCUUGUGUUUAAAUUUGUUAUGAUUGGUCAUUUGUGAGCCUUAAAUCCUUGUUUUAAUUGGUGUGGAAUUUGAAAUGACUUGUUGAUUUUUUUUUGCGUGACGUUUAUAACAAAUGUUUGUUUGUUUUUUGUUGUUUAGAAGAAAGAAAUGUAUAAUAAAUUUACCUACAGC
This is a messenger RNA of Nothobranchius furzeri (turquoise killifish), 4218 nucleotides long. RefSeq names its product ectonucleotide pyrophosphatase/phosphodiesterase 6 (gene enpp6). NCBI's taxonomy places the organism in Eukaryota, Metazoa, Chordata, Actinopteri, Cyprinodontiformes, Nothobranchiidae. The record is from RefSeq and is a predicted model, not a curated record. Gene Ontology annotation, molecular function: glycerophosphodiester phosphodiesterase activity. Gene Ontology annotation, cellular component: plasma membrane. Gene Ontology annotation, biological process: lipid metabolic process; choline metabolic process.